Messenger RNA from Trichomycterus rosablanca, 1526 nucleotides. RefSeq names its product nuclear factor 7, brain-like. Gene Ontology annotation, molecular function: zinc ion binding; ubiquitin protein ligase activity; protein binding. Gene Ontology annotation, biological process: protein ubiquitination. The record is from RefSeq and is a predicted model, not a curated record. NCBI's taxonomy places the organism in Eukaryota, Metazoa, Chordata, Actinopteri, Siluriformes, Trichomycteridae. The coding region runs from base 1 to 1494 and encodes 497 amino acids. The transcript is spliced from 6 exons. Gene Ontology annotation, cellular component: cytoplasm.
AUGGAUUUCCGUCUGUCCAAGCAGAUCCAGUGCUCAGUGUGUUUGGGGGACUUCACCGACCCGGUGAGUCUGCUGUGUGACCACACGUUCUGCAGACAGUGUAUCAACAAUCACUCGCAGACCAGCAGCCGUCUACGUCUGUGUCCCGAAUGCCGUCGUCCCUACACCAGAUGGGACCUCCGAUCCAACCGGGUCCUCAGGAACAUGGUGGAUGCCGUAAAAGAACACCUUACAGAGCAACAAGUCAUGCGGGACAAGAGCACGGGUGCCUGCGGGGAGGACGGUGAGAGAGCAGGGGUGCUCACAGAGCCAGAGAAGCUGGUGUGCCCCGACCACGACGAAAGACUAAAACUCUUCUGUGAGACAGAUCAGAAACUGGUGUGUUUAAUAUGUAGAGACGGUGAUAAACACCAAGGCCACAAGUUCAAGCCGGUGGACGAGGCUUCGGAACCUAAGAAGGAGACGUUACGAGAGCCGUUAGGUUUCCUGGUGAAGGAGAACAAAGAGCUGGAGGAUCUGAUACAAAAACAGGCAAAUGAGAUCACAAAAACUAAGGAGAGAUCCAAGCAACUUUCAGCUCAGAUCUCCUCUCAGUUUGAGGAGAUGCACCAGUUUCUGAGGGAGAAGGAGCAGGAGGUAAAGACUCUGCUGGAGAAUGAAGAGAGGACCAUGGUGGAGAAGAUGCAGGAAAACAGAAAUAAAAUGGAGGAGGAACUAAAUGCUGGAAAUGAGCAGGAGAGGGUUGUAAAGUUGGUCCUGGAAACUGAUCAUUCUGACGCCUUUCUGCAGUGGUGGACAGAACAUGGGCUGGACUUUGUUGAGGGCAUGAGGGAAACAGAAAGUUGUUCUAGAAGGAAUGACAAUGCUACUCAGUUAAAGUCAAGGGUAAAAGGCCUCAGCGUGACUCCCGAGUCCCUGUUCCUUGGUCCAUAUGAGACUCAUUUACAGUUCUUUGUGUGGAAGAAGAUGCUUAGUUCCAUUAAACCAGUUCCUGAUCGGAAUGCAAUAUCUGACUGCCAUGAUCCGUACCUGAGGGUUUAUUCUGAUGGCCGCAGUAUAACCCGGACAGCCAAAAAGGGGAUUUUCUAUCGCCAGAAGGACUACAGACCCCUAGCCAGGACCCAUAAGACCUUCCAUUCCGGCCAGCAUUACUGGGAAGUGGAUGUAGGAGAAAAGACCGACUGGAGCGUGGGUGUCGACGGAGGACGUAUAAGCUACUUAAAUAAGGACAUCAGCCUUCAUCUCAAGUACGACCAGGGCUACACUAUUAAAGAAAAUGGUACAGAGACUGACAAGGAGCUGGCAGGAAAGCCACGCAGGAUAGGACUGUACCUGGACUGUGACAGGCGUCAGGUUUGCUUCUACAAUGCUGAUGAUAUGAAUCUCCUCCACACCUCCACAUAUUCUUCCUCUACUUCUUAUUUUCUGAGUCUGUCGCCCGGGGCGUAUCUGCAGGGCAGGAACACUGACCCUCUAAUAGUCUGCUGGAACUAAAAAGCAACGAUGAUUCAGGGUUUGUGAGAAAU